Messenger RNA from Solea solea (common sole), 2223 nucleotides. RefSeq names its product carboxypeptidase N subunit 2-like. The record is from RefSeq and is a predicted model, not a curated record. The transcript is spliced from 2 exons. Bases 91 to 1476 code for a protein of 461 amino acids. Gene Ontology annotation, molecular function: protein binding. Gene Ontology annotation, cellular component: extracellular matrix. Lineage: Eukaryota; Metazoa; Chordata; Actinopteri; Pleuronectiformes; Soleidae.
CAGAAGAUAACUAAUAUGACUUUGUGUGUUUAUGUGUCAUGACUGAUUAACUCCCUUCUGCUUCAUACCGGUGUGGGAAAUAAUCAGAGAAUGAAUAUGUCAAGAGGAGGAAUUGUCGUGCUUUUUCUGUCUUUACUGUUUGAGUCUUCGUUGAGUCAAUGUGACGAGGGGAUAGAGUGCCUCACAUGGAUUCAGGAAGUUUUUUUUACUGAUGUGACUGAAAUUCCUCAGACGCUAAAAGCAGGUGUGACAGAGGUUUUUUUUGUGGGUAGCCAGAUUGAAAAAAUCCCCACAGCAGCCUUUGUGAACAACCCACAGCUUGAAAAGGUGGAGUUCAUGAACACCAACACGACAUCUAUUGAGCCAGGAGCUUUUGAAGGUCUGGUAUCCCUCAAGCAAAUAGAGAUCUCCACCACUCCAUUGACAUUCAUCCCAGAGGGAGUUUUUACAGACCUCAGCAACCUGGAGAACAUUAUACUGAAGUUUAACAAGCUCCAAAGUCUGAAAAAAGGCUUGUUUGAUGGCAUUAAAAAAGUAAGAGAGAUCCUCUUACAUGGGAAUGCGAUUAGCUCUAUUGAGGAUGGGACAUUUGAUGGACUUGAGAACCUUGUGUCACUUCAUUUAGCUAAAAACAAUAUCUCAGCCGUAUCUUCCAACUUGUUUUCAAACCUUAGCAAAUUGCAAACACUGCGGCUUUAUGAGAAUCAGCUGACCACCAUUCCUGAAGACAUGUUUAAGACAUUACCAAACUUGAAGGAAAUUGCCUUGCACAGCAACAAAAUAGCAGAAUUGUCUCCAAAUGUAUUUCCACAUAAAGAAAAACUAAAUAAGCUCACUUUGGAAAACAACCUCCUUACUGGUUUACCUCAAGGACUUUUUGUUGGUUUCCCUGUGCUCAAAACUCUGACCCUACAGAAGAAUAAACUGAGAAACCUACCACCUGUGCUUUUUGGAGAAAUGCCUAAACUGACAGACUUAAGUCUUAGUCAAAACAAUCUCAGUUCACUUCCUAAAGGACUUUUCACUCCACUGAAGAAGGUCAGAAAGCUAGACCUGUCUAAAAACAACUUUGUCACCGUGUCUGCUGAGAACUUUGAAGGCCCAGAGAAGCUCAUAGAGCUGAAUCUACAAAACAACAAGAUAACGUCACUGGAUGCUGAUGUGUUUGAAAAGCUAGAGUUCCUGGUCACACUUAAACUGGCUCACAAUGAGCUCCAGGUGCUGCCCGAGGAUAUUUUUGAGCCCUUAACAAAACUGAAAAAACUUGACCUCAGUUACAACACUUGGCACUGUGACUGUAAUUUUGUUUCUUUUCACCUCUGGAUAAAAGAUAACCCUGACAAGAUAGUUUCCCCGGUGGUCUGUGAGUAUCCAGAAAGCUUAAAAGGCCACGAAAUCCAAUCCUUAACAGAAGAUCAAUUUAUUUGCCCCACUUCUCCCCCCACGACUAUACUCUCCUACCCUCUACCACCAUAACAACAACCAUUCCUACAACCACAUCCACGACACUCCCAACGACAAUUUCAACAACUCUCCCAACGACCAUUUUAACAACCCUACCGAAUACAACAACUACUAUAUCUACAACUACUAUGACAACAGCUGCAACCACAACCACAGCGAAGCCUCCUCCACCAACCACCGCAGUGAUCUUCACAUGUCCAGUGGGACCAGUCACUCAGACGUCUCCUUACACAAAUCAGCACAGAAGCAAAGCUCAACAGUGCAAGACUCACAUGAUGAUCUACACUGCACUGCUGGUGGUGGAGAUCAUCUGCACAGUGGUGCUUGCUAAGUUCACCAUGUCCCUUUACUGCCUGCUGCAGAGCAGAGAGAGGUUGUAUCACAGAGUCAAACUCACCCACUUCUCCUACAGGAGAGAGGUCAUCCUGAGGCCUCUGCAUGAGGCCGAGACUCACAGACUUUAAACACAGUUGCACGUUAUAGAAAAUUCACUGGUUGCAACACUGAUGGUAAAUAACAUCUGACAAAGCACCUUCUUAAACCUGCAUUCAUUUUUGUCCACCUGGGAGCAGAAUGUCCACAAGAAAUCUUUUGUACCAAAUGAAAUUCAAAUUAUGUAAUUCUUAAGCUGAAUCCAACUGCUUGUAUUUGAACUCCAGUGUGUAUUGUUUUUCUUUUUAUUAAAUUGCUGUUCUUUGUAUUUGUAACCAUAUGCUAUGGUCUUUAUUUGGAGCUGAAUAAAGAACAAUAUAUUAUAAA